AUGAGCCACGAUCCAACGAUCUGCCAUCAGUACUUCUAUUGCAGCCAACGUCGGCAUCGCGUCAGGCCAUGCGAGAGACAGAGAGAUGCCAACAGGCAUAACGAGAGGAGCGAGGACGACGAUGAAGACGAGAAUCCUCUGGGAAAAUGGCCUCACGCUCUCAGUUCGACCCUCGCGUGCCUCGGCUGCACUCUGGGACUCUUUAACAUCAGCAGAUUCGCUAUUCUUAGCGUACAGUUUGGAGCAAACUUCAUGAUACAGUUCCUGAUCUUGUCUCUUAUAUUGGGCAUCCCGCUGUUAACACUACAAGUAUGUCUUGGACAAAGAUUGGCGGCCGGUUCCGUAGAUAUGUGGAGUAUAUCUCCGAUUUGUCAAGGCGUCGGAAUAGCCUUGCUCGUUGCGCAGGCAUUCAUCGGUAUCUACAGUAUAGUCGGUGUAUCGUGGAUGUUUGUGUUCUUCAGAGAUUCAUUCAUAACGAAGCAGGACAAGUAUCGAUGGGCGGAGCCGUUUCUUCUCUAUCGAGAAGACAACCGUUUUACACACAACACCACCGCUUCGUACAAAUUACACGAGACUGUUCCGGAUUACUUCAGCGGUGCUGUAUUACAAAGACAUCAUUUGAUUGACUCUAAUCCUGGUGUGGUCACGUUGAAGUUCCAAGUGGCUUUCAAUUUAGCCGUCGUGUGGAUGAUUGUGUUUGUUUCACUGAGUAAAGGACUGAGAUCUUACGGAAAAGUUGUGUACGUUUUCACACUAGCGCCUGUAUUUGGCACGUUAGUCCUUUGCGCGAAACUGAUUGGACUCAUUCCACCGGGCUCGUUCCACCAACUUUUCCCUGCCACUGUUUGGAGCGAAUUCUUUAUUAAUGGGAAGUCAUGGGUGGCUGCCUCAAACGAGGUCUUCCUCACAUGGGGGUUACUCGGUGCAGCCGCUAUGCAGAUAGCAGCUCAUAACAAGCACAAGCAUCUUCUACAGCGCGAUACAAGUCUCGUGGUGAUCUUGACGUUUGUGGUUCUCCUUCUCGCAGCUUUCCUCGCGAAUACCUGCGUACAAAUCCUCAGGCUUCACGGCUACAUCUACACUACUAGUUCUUUCGAGAGAAUAUCAGGGUAUACGUUUAUGAGGCUUGCCAAUGAACCAGCACCGCCAGGAUACAGCACCACGCCAGAAAGAUUCAUGUCUCACGCAUCGUUUCUUCUUGGACAGCGUGUAAUUCGACCUGGCGUGGACACAAGUGCCGAGUCCGGAUACCAGGUGCUACGGUUAGCCACUGAAUUGGUGCCUUCGACACUGGCAUUGUUAGGUACUGAACAGGUGUCACCGUUCUGGGCAAUUCUGUUUUAUUUCAUUCUCAUCUUAUUUGGAAUCGCACAACAGUUGGCGAUCUGGCACUGUGUAAUAACUGGUAUAAUGGCGAUCAAUACGAAAAUGAUGAAGCUCUGGGAAACCACGAUCACGUUUUUCAGCUGCGCUUGUGGUUACAUACUUGGAUUACCUAUGGCUACGGAGAUAGAGCGUACAAUCUUUCAUUCCAGAGAACUGUUAUCAGCUCUUCAUUUUAGUUCGCUCCGGCGCACGUAUUAUAGUAUCGCAAGUGCGUCCGUAUUAAAACGAAAAAUGAGUAAUAACGUUCACUCGGUAGUGCGUCGCAGCGUGCCUUGCUAUUUUUGCAAUGAAUUUUUGGAAGAGAAAUAUUUAACGGAACAUAUAACACAUUGCGCGGCGGUCUUGGAGGAAUGCCCCAACAAAUGUGGGGUUUACGUUCCUCGCAGAAACCUGGAGGUACACGAGAAAAUGUGCGACAAGGGAGCAUCGAUAAGAAACAAUCAAAUAAAGGACAUCCAAGAUUCGGUGUGGAAAGAAAAAGUAUUCUCGAUACUGACCUUAUUGCGUUUAGCUGUCGAUCAGGGAGAAAAGGAGCGGAUUCGUUUGCAGGAUGAUCUCUCUAGGAACUUAAGCCUACUGCAUUCUCAGCAGGAAUCUUUCGCCGCAUUGCAGUUGAAUAUCGAGGAAGCGAUCAAAGAAUUUCGCAGUAAUCACACAUCACUGAAUCGGAGGUUGAAUACUCUGGAGAUGAUCACUGACGAUAUGCAGCAUUGCACUACCUUGAAUUUACGACAAAUCUCUGAGCAGCUAAAAUUACUGGAGGGAGAAUUAACUGACGAGCAAAGUAAACACGUGUGCACGCCAAACAAUUGGUUCCAAGAAUUGAAAGACACGAAGACGUUCGUUGCUAAGGAGAGCGUACGCACGAGCGAUAUAUGGCAGGAACAUUCGCAACGUAUCAACGAUUUGAAAUUGGAAUUGGAAAUGAGAUGUAAGAAUACGAAUGAAGUAAUAUCCAAACAUGAUAUUUUAUCAGAAAAAGUGAAUAAUUUGUCGAAAGAAAUCUGUAAGCACGCCGAGAGCGUGGCCAAACGGAAAUCGGAGAUAAAAGGUCUAAAAUUUCAAAUGAAGGAGAAUCUGAAAUAUAUCGAAGAACUAAUCGUAGAAAAUUGUAGACCGGAACCAUCGUUGAGUUUAUGUUCCUGCGAAGGUGUGGAGAAUGCCUCAACGAAUGGCCAUAUUAUAUGGCGAAUCGAUCGUUACAAAGAAAAGAUGAACGAGGCAAAGGAGGGCGAUCGCGCGCUCUAUAGUCCGAUAUUUCACAACAAGGAAUAUGGUUACACUCUGAGAAUGGAAUUGUUUUUGAACGGUAAAGGACAGUGGAAGGAUCGUCACAUUAUCGGAUGUUUACGCGUAGAGAAUGGAAAGUGGGAUCCCUUGCUAGAUUGGCCCUGUAUUCUUAGAGCUGUCGUCAACCUACGAGACCAAGAUAAUCCUGCAAACGAUGUUAGAAAAAUCGUGAAAACCGUGGGCCGAGAUAAGGGUGACUCGGAUCCCGAUAAGGAAUCUGGACUGUACAUGUUUAUUCCCCAUACUACACUGAGCAGAUAUUCCGGUUAUACUAAGAAUAACUUGGGUAUUUAUGUCGUAUACUAUCUCGAUUAUACCGUCGGUGGUGGAUGGUGGAUAAUAUUUUUGUAUCUAAUACAAAUCGUCGCUUUGUUCGCGGUCCGCGGACGACCACAUUCUGGCGAGGCAGUCGUAGCCGAGUUAUUCUCACCAAAUGGACGAUAUCUCAAAUACUGGGUCGCUCCUCUCCUCUCCUUCACAUGGACCGUUGUUCUCCCUCUUACUUUGAUGGCUCUGAGUAUCAUAGUAUUCAAGAGCGGUGACUUCUGGGAACUGUAUUCUUAUCGUCGGACGAGCAAAGAUUACUGGGUUGUGUGGGCAAGGCAACUCGGGACGGCGAUUCAAUUGACACCGAUACUCAUAAUACCGGUGGUGUCUGUCAUACAGGCGUGUCGAUACUUGAAUAACGGACCACCCGAUAUAUUCGAUAGAAUUCAAUUGCUUUGUCGGCCCAUGGAUUCGGAGGAUCCUCGCGACGCUCAGACUCAAAUUGGAAACGACACCAGCACCAGCUUGCAUGGGAACGGAAUCUUACCCACCGCAACCACGGAGAUACCUUUCGAAGAUCCGCCGCCGAAGUACACACCUCCGCCAAGCUAUACAACGGCGACCGGAGCACGAAUCGCGAAGAUGUUACGGCAGAGCUUCCGACGAAGCGUGCGAAGGAUCGCGAACGUAUUGGGGGAGAGCAGCGCGCCUCGACAAAGACCGGCGUUGCAGCCACCGCCUCCUGAUUAUGCGACCGUCCUGGUGGAGAUGAAUCAGAGUGGCGUACCGCUGUCGCACGAUCACGUCGCAAUCCACGUGUUGUCGGAGCCACGACCAGACGUGACAAAUACUGGCGACAGUCGGCAUAGCGUGGACGUGUCGGCGAUCGAGCGUCGUCAUCGGCCGAACACCAUCGACCGCGCCAGCAAGAUCGGCAUCGCAAGCAGAUCGCGCACGAUCGAACGCACUCACUCGACGAUCGACCGUGGUCGCCGAACGUGUGCGAACGCUGCCACGAAUACCAUGUCCGGUUCGAACUUGACGGCCGCCGACGUGGCGAAUCUACUGCGUAGCAGUAUACGUAGGGGCACCGCGAGGACGCAGCAUUCCUUACGUAGGAGCUUCUGCCACGAGGCACCGACGACGGCGGCGUCCGUCGAAAAUCUAGUCGAAGCCGCUGCACCUAUCGGCGAGGACUCCUUGAUCUUAUCGAAGGACGCCCCUCUAGUCCCUGAUGAACAGAUCGGCGACCGCAAUCGCCUCGACGGCGAGGAUCACGACGAUGGCAACGACGGCGAUGAGAAGAAGACUGCAAGCGAAAUGGAGAGUUCCGUUUCUGUGAUAUAGACUGAUACAUCGGUUGCACGAAAUCGGCAUUUCGGGUCGAGUGACUCCAGCAAUUGACUUUAUGACUCCAUUGCCCCUCCCUCUUUAAGCUGUAAUUUUUACUUGUAAUAUAUAGAUGGAGAGAAGACUUCAUUAACCACAAUCGACGUUUAACGACAAUCGAUAUCGAUGCGAUUUGCUCACAGCC
This is a messenger RNA of Cyphomyrmex costatus, 4477 nucleotides long. It is a transcript of the gene bdg, whose product is annotated as sodium-dependent transporter bedraggled. The record is from RefSeq and is a predicted model, not a curated record. The transcript is spliced from 12 exons. NCBI's taxonomy places the organism in Eukaryota, Metazoa, Arthropoda, Insecta, Hymenoptera, Formicidae. Bases 1 to 4290 code for a protein of 1429 amino acids. Gene Ontology annotation, biological process: nitrogen compound transport; amino acid import across plasma membrane; sodium ion transmembrane transport. Gene Ontology annotation, molecular function: protein binding; L-amino acid transmembrane transporter activity; amino acid:sodium symporter activity. Gene Ontology annotation, cellular component: plasma membrane.